Messenger RNA from Megachile rotundata (alfalfa leafcutting bee), 3112 nucleotides. It is a transcript of the gene sona, whose product is annotated as sol narae metalloprotease. Gene Ontology annotation, biological process: membrane protein ectodomain proteolysis. Gene Ontology annotation, molecular function: metalloendopeptidase activity. The record is from RefSeq and is a predicted model, not a curated record. Lineage: Eukaryota; Metazoa; Arthropoda; Insecta; Hymenoptera; Megachilidae.
ACAACACUCAUUCAACAUUUCCCUAUGACGACAUUCUUCUAGUAUAACGUAUACACUAAAUCACAGCGUCGAGUUAACUCAUUCAUAAUUCUUUUUUUGUCCAUUUGAUGUUUCAGCGAUGUGACGCAGCCCAUCAGGAAUAUUUUCACGCAAAAUGAUUCGUGCCCUUGUCCUUCUGUGCAUGGCCAUUCUACCUCUCGUACGAUGCCACAAGAUUCACGAACACAUGACAAGGGAAGAGAUGUUAUCGGUGUUUCACACGGGACACGAAUCUGUACCCGCGUACGAAGUUGUUCCUGUGUUACAUUCUGUACACAAAAGGAGUAUACAAGAAAAGCCAGAGAUACAUCUGAAGGCUUUUGGGAAGGACAUCAGUCUGUCAUUGAAACCCACAGAAGGGCUGUUGGCAGCGAACCAUUUGCCCAUGUGGACUGUCACGAAGAAUGCGUCGCAACCUGAUGGCCUCCAUUACGAGAAGGUGACGGAUGCUGACGUAGGUAUCGGUGACAUCUAUCAAGACACGACGAACAUGGCGUCCAUUUUGCUGCACCGGGACGCAAAUGGAAAAGUGCUUGUUGAUGGUAACAUUGGUUCAGAACUGGUGAUUCGACCACUGCCAGACCGUGUAUUACACGAAAUAGUAAAUAAAAAUUCGACAUUGCACGACGUCGAAUUACUGCCAAAUGUAACGAGGAGAAAAGAGGAUCUAAAGAGGACGAGUCACCAUAUCGUUUUCAAGAAAGUGACGCGUUCGAACGGCGACGAGUACAGCGAUUUUACGCUGAUGGAACCAGACCACUUGGCCAAAAGAUACAGAUCGAAACGAUCGAUCGGCGUUAGGGGGAAGAGAGAAGCACCAUACGUGAUCUAUCCGGAAAUCCUGUGUAUCGUGGAUUAUGAUGGAUACAGAUUGCACGGCGGUGACAAUGUACAGAUCAAAAGGUACUUUGUGUCCUUCUGGAACGGGGUAGAUUUAAGGUACAAGCUGUUGAAGGGUCCAAAAAUUCGCAUCAGCAUCGCUGGAAUAAUUAUCUCACGGGGAAGAGACGCGACACCAUACCUGGAAAGAAAUCGCGUUGGAAGGGACGCGAUCGAUUCAGCAGCCGCACUGACAGAUAUGGGCAAAUACCUCUUCCGGGAGAGAAGACUUCCGGUCUACGACAUUGCGGUUGCCGUUACAAAGUAUGAUAUGUGCCGUCGUAGGAAAGGCGGCCGCUGCACUAAGGGAACUGCCGGAUUCGCGUACGUGGGUGGAGCUUGUGUUGUAAACAAGCGUCUGGAAAAAGUGAAUUCAGUCGCCAUCAUCGAGGAUACCGGAGGAUUUAGCGGAAUUAUCGUCGCAGCCCACGAAGUUGGCCAUUUGCUGGGUGCAGUUCACGACGGUUCACCACCGCCCAGUUACCUCGGAGGACCCGGCGCCGAGAAAUGUCGCUGGGAAGAUGGCUACAUCAUGAGCGACCUUAGACACACCGAAAAAGGAUUUAAAUGGUCCCACUGUAGUGUGUCGUCGUUUCAUCACUUCCUAAAUGGUGAUACAGCAACGUGUUUGUACAACGCACCCCACGAAGACGAAGCUCUUCCUCGAGUUUUGCCCGGGAAACUGCUCUCGUUAGAUGCACAGUGUAGAAAAGAUCGUGGAACGAGCGCUUGUUUUAAAGAUGACAGAGUUUGCGCUCAACUAUUUUGUUUCGAUGCUGGAUCAGGAUAUUGUGUGGCAUAUCGUCCAGCGGCUGAAGGCUCUCCCUGUGGAGAUGGUCAGUAUUGUCUGAAUGGAAAAUGCGUAGCGGAACACGAAAACAUUAUUCCGGAUUAUACGCAAAAUAUUCCAACAUACGUGCGCCGGGACGGCACUUAUAAUCCCACAGCUCACAAUCGGCCUAUUUUCGCUCAAUACAACAACACAGAGUACAGGUAUCCGUGGGAAUCGACGACACAGAGCACGCCACAAUCGAAAUUUAAAUACUCUUCACCGUCGUCGAGUCUGUUCUCGUCGACGAGCAAUCCUUACAAACGCGUCACACCGUUCGCUACCACCGCAGCGAACAAAUACACGUACACGACUGCCAGUUAUUUGUACGCCAAUAAAUACAAGACUAAACUUAACAGUAGUAACGAUAGUAAUAGUAAGAACGGCUAUGGUAGCACGACUACCAGAAGAUACACACAGAGUAACAUGUACAGUACCGUUAGCCCCUUGUCGAAGGUCACCAACGACCUAAAUUACCCGAAAAUUAGCCCGUUCAAACGUAAGAGUACGGUGAGCACGAUGUCGUUUCCGUCAACAACCAAAGGAGAUGAAAAUGGGCUUCAAAACGAUGCUCGUGAACCAGAGGGCGAUGAGUGCACGGACGUAGGGUCAGAUUGCGCGGAGCUGAUUGACAGGCUGAGAACAUGGCUGUGCCACUUGCAAUCCGUAAAAGGUCGCUGUUGCGCGUCCUUGAAGACGAUUUGCACCGCUUGAUAUCGGCGCUGGGACGACGCUGGAAUCGUUUAGAAACAUGGCGUGGCCACGUUAUCCGAGCAAGGAACCUGACAUCGAAACGCGUUCGACCUGCAACCUGCACUCAGCACGCGUUCAGCUCAUCGAGCAGAAACAUCGACAGAAACGGAAAUCGGAAUCGUGUCCCUUCUGUCCCUUUUAUAUUCCACCUGUCCACGAUUGUAAAGACACGAUUUCUGGAGGAACUUUCAAGGUUCCGAAUACUUUCGCGGUCUCGUGACCGCGCAGAACGGAAACAAGUGCAAUCCCAUUCAAAUAAGUAGUUACGUAUCACUGUGUGUUACCCAGAUAUAACUUUCUUCUUUCUUCCUCUCCUCUUUCUCUUUCUCUUCUUUUUUACGGUAGUACCACAACAGAGCUUUGUACAGUUGGCGAGUAAUAAACAGCGUCUAGCGCGACGGAAACCUCCCUCCCCUCUUUUCCCGUUCGAUCGAUAUUUCCGGUCGUUGAACGGAUGUUCAUCCGAUGCACGUGAUCGCGAUGGAGAGACUCGUGUUACGAUAGGAAUCCCAUUGUAUGGUGCAACGCGUGCAACGCGAGAAUAAGCUUCCCUAAGAAAUCAUGCAAAAUUGUAGAGCGCAAGAAGACAAAUAAAAUGGUGAUUAUACGUAA